GAGAUAGAGCCAUAAACAAAGGACAAAUGCCCCAUUAAAAGGUCGUGCCGUAGUGGCAUCUACUAGGAGCUCACUGAGGACAAGACUAGAUUUAUGGUCUCAGUCCUUCAAAAAAUUAUGUUCAUCUUGUUUUUUAUGCACAUUUGUUUGGGUUUGGCUGCCCACUAUGAACUUUGCUUGCUUUACUUAAACCCUCUUGCUUCUCUAUUGUAUUCACCAUCAACCAGAGCCAACUCCUUCCAUGUUCUGUUUUUUUCUUGUAUUUGACCUUCUAUCUGUGAAACUCCAUAUAAAUCAAACGACACCGCUCAUGGCAGAGAAGCUAAAUGUGCUUGUGCCACAUAUGUGAAUGGAGAGAAAAUAAGUGGCCAAAUGGGUUGCUAAAACCAAGACGGAGAGCAAUAAGUGUAGGACGCCCCUCAAAGUUGAUGCCAGUAGCUUUUCUUGGCCAUCUACUUUCAGUUUCAAUUUUGUUCUUCAGAUUCUAUUUCCUUCAAAACAAGAAUAAGAACAAGAACAGAAUUUAAGUUGUUGCAAUCUGACGGGCAUUGUGCCAAAAGUGAGAGUUCGGAAAGAUAAACUAGACACUGAAAACAGAGGCCUGCAGAUUCAAGACAAUACAAGCAACUGUUGUGUGAUUAGCAAAGGAAAAGAUGGGUGAAGAACAAGGCAAAGACAAGAAAGCCAAGGAAGCAAAGUACCACAAGAGCUACUUCGACGUGUUAGGCAUCUGCUGCACAUCCGAAGUCCCCUUAAUUGAGAAGAUUUUGAAGCCUCUUAAUGGAGUCAAUAAGGUUUCCGUGGUUGUUCCAACCAAGACGGUGAUUGUGGUACAUGACAGCAACCUCAUCUCGCAGCAGGACAUACUUAAGGCUCUGAACCAGGCAAGACUCGAAGCUACAAUUCGCACACAUGGAUCUGCAAGCGUUCCCAAGAAAUGGCCAAGUCCAUACAUUUUGGCUUGUGGAGUGCUGCUACUUGUCUCGCUCUUCAAGCACUUCUUCCAUCCUCUUAAAUGGUUUGCUAUAGCAGCUGUUUCAGUCGGCAUUGUGCCGAUUAUUUUGAGAGGCGUCGCAGCAAUUCGACGGCUUACGCUGGACAUCAACAUCCUUCUGCUCAUUGCAGUUGCUGGGGCCAUUGCGCUCGGGGACUAUUCAGAAGCAGCCUUCGUUGUAUUCUUGUUCACAGUUGCUGAAUGGUUGGAAACAAGGGCCAGCCACAAGGCUACUGCUGGGAUGUCAUCACUGAUGAGCAUGACUCCUCAGAAAGCUGUUCUAGCUGAAACAGGUCGAGCUGUGGGCGUCGACGAUGUCAAAAUCAAUACCAUCAUUGCUGUCAAAGCUGGAGAAGUAAUCCCAAUAGACGGAAUUGUAGUUGAUGGACAGUCUGAAGUUGACGAGAAAAGCCUCACCGGAGAGUCCUUCCCAGUAGCCAAGCAAGCCAACUCCCCGGUCUGGGCUGGAACACUCAACCUAGAUGGUUAUAUCAGUGUCCGAACGACCGCUCUUGCUGAGAAUUCCGCCGUUGCUAGAAUGACAAGAUUGGUCGAAGACGCACAAAACAGCAGAUCAAGCACACAGAGGCUGAUAGAUUCUUGCACAAAGUAUUACACACCGGCCGUGGUGAUAGCAGCUGCAGUAAUCUCAAUUACGCCUCUGAUAACGAAGGUUAAACAUCCCAGAAGCUGGUUUCAAUUGGCACUGGUCCUUCUUGUGAGCGCAUGCCCGUGCGCACUCGUGCUAUCAACACCUGUGGCAACUUUUUGUGCACUCCUGAAAGCUGCAAGAGUAGGGCUUCUCAUAAAAGGUGGAGAUGUUCUUGAAUCCCUCGCCAAAAUAAAAGUCGUGGCAUUUGACAAGACUGGAACCAUAACAAGAGGAGAGUUCACCAUUGUGGAAUUCCAAUCCACAAGCAGCAAGGUCACCCAGGAUACACUUCUUUACUGGGUUUCAAGUAUUGAGAGUAAAUCUAGCCAUCCAAUGGCUGCUGCAUUUGUUGAACAUGCUAGGUCACGUUCCAUUGAACCAGAACCAGAAUAUGUAAAAGAAUUCUGCAUCUACUCUGGAGAAGGAAUAUAUGGAGAAAUGCAGGGAAGAAACAUUUAUAUAGGAAACCAAAGAAUAGCAGCAAGGGCUUCAUCUGAGACAGUUUCGAGCUCGGAGAGACAUGAAGGAGUCACCUUUGGAUAUGUGUUCUUGGACAUGAUUCAAAUUGGAAGAUAUGCCCUCUCUGAUACAUGCAGAGCAGGGGCUGCAGAAGCUAUCAAGGAGUUGAAAUCACUAGGCAUAAAAACAGUGAUGCUUACAGGAGACAGUAAAGAAGCAGCGAUGCAUGCACAAAGCCAGCUAAACCAAGGCAUAGAAGAAGUGCACGCAGAGCUUCUACCCGAAGACAAAGUUAAACUGAUAGGUGACCUCGAGUCGAGGGAAGGCUACACGGCCAUGGUUGGCGAUGGAAUGAAUGAUGCACCAGCUUUAGCUCUGGCAAGCGUAGGAAUCUCAAUGGGGAUAUCAGGUUCAGCAGUUGCCAUGGAGACAAGCCACAUCACUCUCAUGUCAAAUGACAUAGGUAAGAUUGCCAAGGCAAUUAGGUUGGCAAGGAAAACACGUUACACGGUCAUCACAAACAUAGUCUUCUCCAUCGUCACUAAGAUUGCCAUUCUAGCACUUGCAUUUGCCGGGCACCCACUGCUAUGGGCUGCUGUCCUUGCCGACGUUGGCACUUGUCUGCUGGUGAUCUUAAACAGCAUGACGCUGCUGCAAUCAAAAACUUCUUCCGGGAAAAAAUGCUGCGGCUCGUCCCACAAGCCAAAAAGUGCAUGUGGAUCAUCAAGCACUUGUGCCCAGUCCGGUUGCCAUGACCACAGGAAGGCUAAUGAUGAAACAUGCGACCAAGAUCAUCAUGCAGAAUCACCAUGCCGUUCCCGCUGUGGCCAUGCACGAGGUGUAAACGAAGAAAUUAUGCACGACACUUGCAUGGACCAGAGUCGUCAAGCAGAAUCACCAUGUCAUUCCCGUUCUCACUGUGGCCAUGCACAAGGUUCAGAGGAGCAAAGUGUGCACGAUCAUUGCCACUCUCAUUGUGGCCAAACAAUGUAUUUAAAGGCAAUUAGUACUCCAACACAAGAACACUCGGUAUCAAUUGCUGAUGAUGCAUGCCAGAAACAUGGUUGUGAGCAGGACACAAGCCUGGCCUGCAUAAACGAAACCAGUCAAAAGAAUGCUGGGUGUUGUGGCAGCGACGCAAAUAAGUGUGGCAAGGAAGAGGGUUGCUCAUCUUCACAGGGAAUAAUAACAGGGAGAAGAGAAACUGGUGGAUGCUGCAGGAGCUACAGAAAGGCCUGUACUGGAAAGAAAGAUAGCUGUUGUGCAAGUGAAAGAAUACAACUACCUGAAAUCAUAACAGAGUAGAAGAUCACGAGUAGUCUAUCUAUAUUAGGAUGAAAAAGAUCACUUUGAAAUGGAGCCAUCCAACUAAGGAGCUUUUAUUCUCCUUGUCGAAUAAGAUCAGGAGUAUGAUAUUGAAUUUGGAAUGGGAUUCCUUGGGUAGUCCUUUUUUAAUCAUACAGUUUUAGAGCUCAAGAUGAUCAUUCAACCAACCUAAUAUUGCAAAUUGUAAGCUUCUUAAUUAGUCUCCUCGUGAUGUAUUUCAGAAUUGCAAACAUACAGAUAUAUAAAUCUACUUUGCUA
Zingiber officinale is the source of this 3689-nucleotide messenger RNA. RefSeq names its product putative inactive cadmium/zinc-transporting ATPase HMA3. Lineage: Eukaryota; Viridiplantae; Streptophyta; Magnoliopsida; Zingiberales; Zingiberaceae. Gene Ontology annotation, molecular function: ATP hydrolysis activity; ATPase-coupled monoatomic cation transmembrane transporter activity; ATP binding. Bases 654 to 3410 code for a protein of 918 amino acids. Gene Ontology annotation, cellular component: membrane. The record is from RefSeq and is a predicted model, not a curated record. The transcript is spliced from 12 exons. Gene Ontology annotation, biological process: monoatomic cation transport.